GAGCUCAAUUGAUGUGUGUGGAUUUGGAAAGGACUGGUCUUGCUAAGAAGUGGACGUGCAUCAGGAUCCACUAUGGCACCCACUGGACUCAAAGCCGUUGUUGGAGAGAAGAUAAUGAAUGGCGUCAUCAAGAAGGCAAGAGAAAAGGGAAAAUGGAAAGUGCUUGUUGUGGACAAACUGAGCAUGAGGAUGAUUUCCUCAUGUUGUAAGAUGACAGACAUCAUGUCCGAGGGAAUCACCAUUGUAGAAGACAUAACCAAGUGCCGGGAACCUCUUCCAAGCAUGGAGGCCAUCUAUCUGAUAAGCCCUUCAGAUGAGUCCGUUGAGGGUCUGAUUGAUGACUUUAGGGAUCCAAGCUCUCCGAAGUACAGAGCAGCCCAUGUCUUCUUCACUGACACAAUUCCAGACUCCAUGUUUGGCCUCUUGACCAAAUCUCGAGCCUCCAAAGCCAUGAAGGCCUUGACAGAGAUCCAUGUCGCCUUUCUACCCUAUGAAUCUCAAGUCUUCUCCUUGGAUAAAGUGGACGCCUUUCAGGACUUCUACAGCCCCUUCAAAGCUGACGUGAAGAACAACAUGCUGGAGGCUUGUGCUGAACAGAUUGCCACCCUCUGUGCUACUCUCAAAGAAUAUCCUGGAAUCCGAUACAGAGGGGAGUACAAAGACUGUGUUGUUCUGGCCCAGAUGCUGCAGGACAAGCUGGAUGGAUACAAGGCUGAUGACCCCAAUAUGGGAGAGGGCCCAGAUAAGUGCCGCAGUCAACUCAUCAUCCUGGACCGAGGAUUUGACCCUGUAUCACCUCUUCUACAUGAGCUCACGCUGCAGGCAAUGGCCUACGACCUGCUCGGCGUUGAGAAUGAUGUCUACAAGUUUGAAACCAGUGGGAUGGGGGAGACCAGGACAAAGGAGGUAUUGCUGGAUGAGGAUGAUGAUCUGUGGCUGACUCUGAGACAUAAACAUAUCGCAGAAGUUUCAACGGCUGUGACUCGAUCUUUAAAAGAAUUUUCUGCCAGCAAAAAAAUGAACACUGGAGAAAAGACCACAAUGAAGGAAUUGUCACAGAUGCUGAAGAAAAUGCCUCAGUAUCAAAAAGAACUAAGCAAGUAUUCAACCCAUCUUCACUUGGCUGAGGAUUGUAUGAACCGCUACCAGGGGACCGUUGACAAACUCUGCCGUGUCGAACAAGACCUAGCAAUGGGCACAGACGCAGAGGGAGAAAAGAUUAAGGAUCCCAUGAGGCUUAUUGUCCCUAUUUUACUGGAUGCCAACGUCAGUGUCACUGACAAAAUCCGCAUCAUUCUGCUUUACAUCUUCCUCAAGAAUGGUGUGACUGAAGAAAACCUUUGCAAGUUGCUGCAGCAUGCCAACAUCCCACCGGAGGACAGUGACAUCAUUUCCAACAUGGCCCACAUGGGUGUGCCUAUUGUCUCUGAGGGCACUGCCAAGAAAACCAAAAAGCCUGACCGUAAGGAGCGAAUCAGUGAGCAGACCUACCAACUCUCAAGAUGGACGCCACUUGUCAAGGAUCUCAUUGAGGAUGCCAUUGAGGAUAAACUUGACAUGAAGCAAUACCCGUACAUUUCCCAGAGACAAGCGGCAGCCAAAGCCAGUGCUCCAUCAAGUGCUCGCUAUGGUAACUGGCACAAAAACCGAGGUCCCACAGAGGUGAAGACCGGGCCGAGGGUCAUUGUCUUCAUUAUUGGAGGCAUGACCUACAGUGAGAUGCGCUGUGUUUAUGAGGUUACGCAAGCCAAUGGCAAGUGGGAGGCCCUGAUUGGUUCCACUCACAUCCUUACGCCUCCCAAGUAUCUGAAAGAACUACAGCACCCGGAUUUCCUCGACCCCAAUGCAGCACCUGAAGGCAGCGUUGAGCCGUCAGCAGAGUGACGGAUGCCGAGGAAGACACCAGAUCGAAUCUACUGAAAUGGCUACACUUUUCAAUAUUCUAAAAACUCCCGAGGACUUCAGGACAAUCUGACACAAAGACCGAAAGAGCAAGCCCCAAAUUUGUCAUCUUCACCCGUGACAAAUAUCAUUUAACUGUGUAUAGAUAUAGCACUAGCUAAACUUGCUUGUGUGUGGCUUACUCAAUAUCAAUGCUUUUGUCAUACCCCCACCCCCCCCAAGGGACAGACAUUUUUCCCACCCCCCCAAUUUGAAAUACUACAGAUAAUAUUUAUUCAUUUAUCUGCACUACUUCAAAACUUUAAAAAGAAACAAGAAAAAUGCAUGCAACAAAAUGGAGAGCAAAGCAUUUUCAGGAGUACUAUAAAUGUGUACAUGUUGGCAGGUCUAAAAUGAAAGGGUCCCCGCCCCACUAUUGGAGAAGCACUGCUCUAUAUGAACCUUAAGUGUUUGGUUAGUGGCUACUGCUUUGGUAUAUUAUGUGCUGUAUUUAUUGUACUGUGUGUUUAUUUCUACUGUAUGACUAAUACUAUACUGUAAUACUUUAGAUUUAGCAAGUGUGUACCUCAUCGAGCAAAGAACACGUUGCAUGAAAUUCAUAUAAGAAGUGAAUUUAAAUCACAUAAAUAUCAUUUAAUACCAAUCCAGACCGACACCAUGCACUCUCACCGAGAGGGAAUUGAAUAGAAAUAUGUUUUAUUUUUAUUUUUUUUAUUUUUUUUCCUUCUUGUCAUCUCUUUUUUUUCUUUUUUUUUUUUAGUAGGAAGAAAAAAAAAAUAUAUGUUUUAUUGUAAUGUUUUCUACAAUGUUGCUGGGCGAGUUUAGUUAUACGUUCCAUAAAAAAAUCUAAGUGAAUUAGUAGUCCAAAUAAAUGUGAUUAGUAACUAGAGAAAGUAAUUAUUGUGUUAAUAUUUUUGCAAAAGCUUCAAUUGUGUAAAAUAAAAAGGAUUUUGUAUUGUGACUUAAGUGUUGAUAUAGUAUUGACAUAGAUAUUGAUACAUAAUACAUUUCAAACGUUGUUAUUUUCAACAUGAAAAACAACAAAUUUCAUUGAUUUGAUCCAAAUUCCACUUCCACUUUUUGUGAAUAUUUUGUUUUUGUCUUAGUGUGACUUACUUGCAGUUACGCUGUCUAGCUUUAUUUGUCAUGCUUCCACUAUCCCUUUGCCAUAUUCUCUCAUAAUGUAGAUCUUUCUGAUGGAAACGUCUGUGCUGCCAUUACUAAAAGUAAGUGAUUGGUUUAAUUAACUGGUGUUAUUAUUAUGAAAUCAA
Messenger RNA from Doryrhamphus excisus (bluestripe pipefish), 3173 nucleotides. The record is from RefSeq and is a predicted model, not a curated record. NCBI's taxonomy places the organism in Eukaryota, Metazoa, Chordata, Actinopteri, Syngnathiformes, Syngnathidae.